Molecule: messenger RNA, 1209 nt
Organism: Spodoptera littoralis (African cotton leafworm)
Lineage: Eukaryota; Metazoa; Arthropoda; Insecta; Lepidoptera; Noctuidae
Source: the annotation of a GenBank genome assembly
AUGAAACCAAUAUUUUUCCUGUUAUUCACCAUUGCAGCAACCGCUAGAGGACAAAGAGAAGGAGAAUCAUGUAUCGACCAGUAUGCUAACUCAGUCGGCCGGUGCACAGUGGUAGACCAGUGUCAGUCAGCUAAGCGCGACUUUCAGUUAAAUGGUAUACGUCCUACCUUCUGCUCGUACACUACGUUCGGUGCCGCCAUAGUGUGCUGCCGUGAUGGUAGCAAUAUACUGCAGUCACCCACCACUAGAGAUGGAGAUCAAAGGCCUAUAUGGGGCAAUGCUGAUGGAGGUCAGACUUAUGGAAGAAGAGUCAGCGAGAGAAAAUGUGAGGAGUACAGCAGAGCAGUCGUAGAGAAGGUCCCGUAUAUUCCGUUGAUUCCCAAUCCGGAACCCUUCACAGUUUCUGCUGCAAAAUGUGACUAUACCGGAGUUGAACUUAUCGUCGGCGGUGAGAAUGCUAACCCUGGAGAAUUCCCGCAUAUGGCAGCAGUAGGCUGGGCGACUUUCGAAGGUCCUUACAAGUUCAGUUGUGGAGGCAGCCUGAUUAGUCCGCGGUUUGUGGUCACAGCUGGACAUUGUAUCCGAGAUCCCAGCGCGCAAAACGCUGAGCCGGUGAUCGUGAGACUUGGAGAUCAGAAUAUUGAUAACACUGUCAAUGACGGAGCUAAUCCUAUUGAUGUAGCCAUUCGCAGAAUCCAUAAACACCCUGAUUACCGUCCUCCGAAGGUCUACAACGAUAUAGCGCUACUGGAACUGGUAUCUGACGUGAAGUUCAGGUCGGCUAUCAGGCCAGCGUGUUUAUGGUUCCAGCAAGAUUUUAGAGGGCAUGAGAAGGUCAUUGCUACGGGAUGGGGAGUUGUGGAUACGCGAACCAAGCAGAGUGCAAAAGAGCUACAGAAGGUAUCCCUAUCAAUCCUCGACGAGGAUUUCUGCAAUGAGACUUUGAAGUUCUUCUUCAACCGCAACUGGCCUGAUGGUUUCCAGCCGACUCAGAUGUGUGCUGGGGAACUUAGCGGCGGGAAAGAUACAUGCCAGGGUGACUCCGGAUCUCCUCUGCAAGUAGUAUCGACGGACAACUCCUGCAUAUUCCACGUGGUCGGUGUGACGUCAUUUGGUCGAAACUGUGCUGAUAAAGGGCGACCGGCUGUGUAUACGAGGAUCGCAAGCUAUGUCGACUGGAUUGAAAGUGUUGUGUGGCCCGGAGAAUAA